Messenger RNA from Notechis scutatus (mainland tiger snake), 2890 nucleotides. It is a transcript of the gene FAM171B, whose product is annotated as family with sequence similarity 171 member B. NCBI's taxonomy places the organism in Eukaryota, Metazoa, Chordata, Lepidosauria, Squamata, Elapidae. The record is from RefSeq and is a predicted model, not a curated record.
CUUCCUUCGUGUCGCGGUGGCUCAGCUGCGGCCGGGCGGCUGCGCUCCCGCCGUUUGGCCGUUCUUCUUCGCCCGCAAUAUGCCUCCGCUGCUCUCCGGCUGCCCGCCAUGCCUGGGAUUCGCGGGCGUCCGCCGACCUCCUCGCUGCUGGGAUUGGCCGCCGCGACGUUUUUCCUCCUCUUGCUGCUGAAGAGCCGCCCGGGCUCCGCGGCCGCCACCAGCGCCGUCGGCUUAACCAGGCGUCCUCAGCAGCGGGCCGGCUUAUCGACACCGCCUUCCUCCAUGGCUGCUCCAGGACCUAUGUUUACCCUAAAAGUGCAAGUUAAUGAUAUAAUCAGUCAUCAGUAUCUAUACCACGCUGUUGUAGACAUUUUUGUCAACUAUACUAAAACAAAUUCUACGCUAACUGGAAAGAAUGGAGCAGUACUGAUACAGGUUCCCUAUCAGCUAGGCCUGAGUUUAACCAUUGUUUCUUAUAAAGAUGGUUACAUGUUAACACCUUUACCUUGGAAAACUGGGAGAAUGCCAAUAUAUUCAUCUGUUACACUUUCAUUGUUCCCCCAAAGCCGAGCAAAUAUAUGGUUAUUUGAUGAUACAGUUUUAAUCACUGGGAAAUUAUCUGAGGCGAAAUCUCAGCCAAGUGUUCAGUUUCCAAAAUAUUUAAUUAAACUUCCUGUAAACCACCAUAUCACUAAUGUAACAGCGUAUCUUACAGUGCCACAACAGUUUUUAAAAGUGGAGCAUUUCUUCUAUACAACAGGAAUUCUUUUAAAUAAAUCAGGUUUCAAAAGUAUUGAACUGACUCCCCUUGCUGCAAUUUGCGUAAACAUAUUUUCGAGUGGGAAAGAACUGCAGGUAGAUGGCUCCAUUCAGAUCACCUUACCUCUUCUGCCUACAAGCGCGGUAAAAGCAGGAGAACCUAUCUCAGCCUGGACUUUUGAUAUGAAAACAGGUGCUUGGAUUAAUCGUGGCUUGGGAAUGGUAAAGAACAUGGACGAUCACUUAGUAUGGACAUAUACUGCUCCAAGUCUGGGAUAUUGGAUAGCAGCCCCAUUGUCUGGAGCUAGAGAUUCCAUUAUUACAACAGUUACUAAAGAUAUCACUGCCUACCACACAGUAUUCCUCACGGCGAUAUUAGGAGGCACCAUCACUAUCAUUGCUGGGUUCUUUGCACUUCUGCUUUGCUUUUGCAGGGAUAAAUGUGGUCGUCCAAAAAAGAGAAAGAAAAGUCCAACUAAACUAGACAUUUUAAGAAAAGACCAAACAACUUCAACAACUCACAUAAAUCAUAUUGGUGCAGCCAAAGAAUCUUUGAAGCCAGAGGACAAAUCUAGAUUGUAUUCACCCAGAGUGGCAUUUUAUAGCCCCCAGAGACGGGUUUCAGCUGAAGGUGAGGAGAGGCAAGUCCAAGACAAUUUUAAAGUUUACACAGAAGGUACUCCAUACCAAUUCUCUGGUAAAAAUCUCCAGUGUAGGAGCUCACCCCAGUCCUUGGAAGCCAAAACAGAAUUGAGACAUCUUCCACCAGUUAAACAUCUCAAUGGAAGUCUUCCUCCUUCCCAAAAUGUACAAGAACAGAAUCAAUAUCUCCCAACGACUGAGGAAAUCUAUGGACUCUCUUCCCUCCCAGAACAAUUAAUGCAUCUCUAUAGCCAGCCUGGUGCUAUGCUUCAAACACCUGAGCUAUUUCACUCCCAGGAGCAAUUGCAUGCUACAAAGUCAGCUACGUUACCAAGAAAAGGACAGUUAGUCUACACCCCUGUGAUGGAGAGUAUGAAUCACGAAAAUUAUACACAGACGUUGCCCAAAAUGCCAAUGUUCGCUCACUUGCAGGAACCAACAUCCAGAGAUGAAACAGUUGCUAUAGAUAGGCAACAAGGCUUGUCUCCUCAGACUGCCAACUGGAGCCGCUACACUAGUAGCUUGCUGGAGUCGGUUUCUGUCCCCGGAACGUUAAAUGAAGCAGUGGUGAUGACACCAUUUUCAUCAGAACUUCAGGGCAUUUCAGAGCAAACCUUACUGGAGCUUUCAAAAGGAAAACAGUGUCCAAAUCCAAGAGCAUGGUUUGUGUCACUGGAUGGCAAACCAAUAGCUCAAGUGAGGCAUUCAUUCAUUGAUCUCAAGAAGGGCAGGAAGACUGAGAGCAAUGAUACUAGCUUAGACUCAGGUGUGGAUAUGAAUGAGCAUAAUCCAAGUCGAAAAUUGGAGAGGGAGAAAACCUUUAUUAAAAGCACUCAGCAUUCUAAGACACUUUACCUAGAAGACUUGGAUCUGAAUACCAGUGAAUGUGGGACCAUGGUUUCAACCCCGGAGGAUCAAGCUGUGAAGCAUGUGCCAGAAGGAAGUAAUGACCCCAUCAUAGAGCAAGAGUCCCCGGAAGAGAUGCCUAGAAGAAAAAGCAUAGCAAAAAAACACGAGGCUAGUCCUCCCCCUGGGAAGAAACAGGGAAGACCACGUCUAACUAAGACAGAAGGAAAAACAAACAUCUGGAAAAAGAGAGAUGAGAGACCACUCAUUCCAAAAAAUUAACAUUACAGUAAUGUUUAUCUUCUCGUUGUUUCAUGUCCUGUAGACUUUACCUCUUCUCUAUCAUUUUAUUUGUAAAUUUGCACUGGUCAUUUUCAGUGGGGCAGUGAGAUGUAGGUGACAUUGCUUUUUUAAGACACAGAGCAGAUUACACCUUCCUAAGGAGUAUUGUUUUCUGAAAACCAGUUCAUCUUGCUUUCAAUUUCAGGACGUUUAUAAAACUAUACCUGAAAGAUUAUUCUGUGGUAUAUCUGCAAGGACAUAUAUGCAUUGUCUCAAAGACACCAGUAUGGAAUCUCAUUUACUUGCUUUGAACUGGUUAGACAACUGGCAAGGAAGAAGUUUUGUUGAUACCAAAUUGCGU